UACCCCUACCCGUUCACUCCCUGGUGAUUAUCCGUUUUGGCCACCCCCAGUACAAAGGCCGCACAGCCUGGAUGACGAGGUUGGCGCCAAGCUGAGUAGGACGGCCAGCUCCAGCGAGGGGAGCGCGGCGCGGACGGCUCCCACGUCACGCCAUGAUCCCUCCCUCCCCGCCAACAGCCGCGUCGUCGCACUUGUUCCGAAGAGACGUCGUCGUCGGCGAAUCGGCGGCCAGCCUCGCGAGCACCUGGGUGGCUAUCUCUCGACUACACCGCGCCAGGACUGCCGCGGGCCUGCCAGGGCGACCACAGCGAGAGCUCGCGCGGGAGACAGCGCGCGCGCCUCGGCUUUAGCCUCGGCCAACAAGGCCCACCUCAAGCCCAACAAGCCCAAUGUCGACGCCCGGCGGCGUCAGGCGGCAACCCCGGCGUCGGGACUCGGGGGAGGGCGGCGACCUCGACCGGCGGCACCCCUUCGAGAACGUGCAGCGCUUCAGCUCGCCGUCCCGGCCGCACAGGAACAACAGCGACGUGGACGACUUCAGGAAGCUCGGUCUCGCUACCGGCGCGUUCUGCAUGAUCCAAAGCUUACUUUGGGUCGCCAUGAGUACCGCCGCGAUACUGGUGUACCGAGACAUCAUCCCCACUGCAGAAAUUCCACCCGUGAACUCCGCCGACCUCAACCCCAACCCCUGGGAGGAUUUCGAUACCAUGCUGACGUACUUGUACUUCAAAGAGGGUGCUAUCUUGAGGAUGCCACAGGAAGGCCUGGUGACCCAGCACACCAUGUACCUCAUGAUGUCCUCCAUCUUCAUUAUCAACGCCUUCUGGUUCGUCACCUCCUCCGUCAUGUUCGCGAAACUGCGCUCCGGUGGACCCCGCUCCUGGGUCUUAUCCAUACGGGUGUGGGCCUUCUCGACGGCGGUAGUGACCGUCAUGGACGUGGUGCUGGGGUCUGCCAUGGUCCGCGACUUGGUGGUGCUGCAGAACGACGACCCGGCCACGGUCACGACCAACGUCUUGUCCACCCGGAUGAGCCAUUGCGCCGCCUUGGUGCUCGUGGUGUCGCUGCGCGCCGGGCUGAUCCUCGUCGCCAACGUGGGCCUCAUGAUCUCCUUGCUGUACCUGUUAUCCAAUCGGCUAAAUCCUCCUAGGGAGCAGGCAUCGUUACCGUCCACGAGGGAGUCACCGUCUGCCACCAAGCGCGAGGGGCCCAUAGACGCCUUCUUGUUCCCGAACAGCAGUGACGGCCACAUGGGCACACGCAACCCCGCGUACGUACCGGACGACGUGGACGCCUUCUACAACCCGCCGCAGUCGAACAACUGGACCUCGUUCAAACCCCCUGCGGAGGAGGCUCGGCGCGCCCAGUGGCUGCCGGACCCAGUUGGCCCCGCCCCCGCACUGGGCCAGAAGAGGCUGAGAAGGAUCACGCCGGAGGACAUGGCGCACCUGUCGUGGAUGGAGGAGCCUCAGAAGCACGUCGGGGUGGAGCUGCGUCGCCCGAUGGGUUGGCCCAGCGCGCCGACCGAGCAUCGUCACGCUCUGUUGGAGCCGGAGCAGCCCGCAAGACUGCCCAGUCCCGAGCUGCCCGACGGGCAACCCGACGGGCACACGGGGCUCGGCCCGGGCUUUGGUUUCAGCUACCUGCACGGCCCCGGGCACAUGCUGCCCAGAGUGCGCGUCAAUCCUGACGCCCCCAAGCUACCCUCCAUCCCGCCGCCGGACUACUCACCUCCGGCGGCGCGCAGGGCGACAGGUAAGGGCUUCGGCCCCGCAGCCAGGCCCGACCGGUACUGAGCAGGGCCCGGGGAUGCGAAAUCCGACAGACUUAUAGCGUGGAUCUUGAGAUACCUCCCUUGGUUUCCAAUCUUCACAAGGACGAUACUGACCCCGCUCUCACGCUCUGCUCUCCGCUUGUGUGCGCGCGUCGUGUGUACCCACCUGUUGGCUGAGUGAGAACCCCACACCUCGCGAUCAGUCUCCUAUAUUGGAAGUCGAUUGUUUGGGGCCGCACCCAAACCACGUGACGGGUUGUUGGCGGGUUUUGACCCCCCCUCCCCCCUGUGGUGGUCUCGGGACCCCUCCCCCCUCCAUUUCAACGUGGUUUUCAGCAUAUGUUUUAUUUGACGUAUUUACGACAUAUAGAGCAUUUUAACGAAAAGUGCAUGUUUGCUGAUGUUGAAAAAGUGAAUUUGGUGGUGACUUUGUGACCAAUCAGUGGCAGAUUUCAGUGUUCAAGCAAGAAACGGAUUUUUCUUUAAUUUUUCAAAAAUAUGUUUUUUUAGCAGGUAAUUAAUAGUCGCGUGACUUGGCCAAAGACCCUCCCCCCUGGAGGUGGAGCGUGGUGUUUUCAUCCCCCCUCCCCCCAAAUUCGUCACGUGGUUUGGGUACGGCCCCUUGAGGGCUGUACAUUUCUUUUGUAUCUGUCUAAAUUGUUGCAAGCUAUCAAUAAACAAUGUCUUGCCCCUUUGUUUGUGAAAAUAUUGGCUUGAAUUAUUGUCAGAGAGUGUGUUUCAAGUGUGUUUAGCUUGGCACUUUAGUCUGAAUCACUUGUGUGUAAAAAAAUGACACGUUUAUAUGUGCCUAAGCAGGUGUGACCUUUGCGCUGUGAAUACAUGUUGAAUUAAUUUUGUGUUA
Molecule: messenger RNA, 2636 nt
Organism: Frankliniella occidentalis (western flower thrips)
Lineage: Eukaryota; Metazoa; Arthropoda; Insecta; Thysanoptera; Thripidae
Exons: 7
Coding region: 390-1796 (468 amino acids)
Source: RefSeq, a predicted model, not a curated record